Molecule: messenger RNA, 1839 nt
Organism: Cornus florida
Lineage: Eukaryota; Viridiplantae; Streptophyta; Magnoliopsida; Cornales; Cornaceae
Product: disease resistance protein RPP13-like
Exons: 1
Coding region: 1-1839 (612 amino acids)
Biological process (GO): defense response to other organism
Molecular function (GO): ADP binding
Source: RefSeq, a predicted model, not a curated record
AUGACUGACACUGCUGUUGAUUUUUUGUUGGAGAACUUGGAGCAGUUGAUCAUAGACUGCGAUAAAAGGAUGACUAAUAAAAACCAAAAACAAACUCAUCCAUCAAAGUCCACUGCUUUUGAAUUUUUCUUGGAGAACUGGGAGCAGUUGAUUCUUGAUCGUUAUCUAGAGGAACUCAUCCAGAAGGAACAAGUCGAAUGGUUUUAUAAGGAGAUGCAAUUCCUACGACAGUUUCUCAAGGAUUCAGAAGGGAAACGAAAUGAGCAAGAGGUGAAAGAUCUGGUGGCAAGAAUUAGAGAUGUCACUCACGAAGUUGAAAAUAGUUUUGACUUCUUUGCAUUCUUUGCUUCCAUGAAAUCCAUGCUUGAAGUGCCUAUACCCGUGAGGAGGGUAAAUAGGGUAGCAUCUUCAUCAUCAAUGGUAAAUAUUGUAGCAUCUUCAUCAUCAAUGGUAAAUAUUCCCAUACCAUGGAAUGAAAUUCUGGCUACUUCUAAGAUAAAGCUGAAUAAUGCCAUCACAGAGAUUAAUUCUAUCAAAGAAGAGCUGAUGAAGAUUUAUAAAUGGAACAUGUAUGGCAUCGGGGAGCCACAAAUUGGAAAGUCUUCCCAUCAAAGGUUGUUAAGAGCCACCAGCCCCAUCAUAGAGGAACUAAUCAUUGUGGGUUUUGUUGAUGAUACAACAAAGAUACUGGAGUUGCUUACCAUAUGUGAAAACCAACGAAAAGUCAUCCCAAUCAUUGGAAUGGCAGGACUUGGCAAGACAACUUUGGCCAAUAAAGUAUACAAUGAUCCCACCACUAAAUAUCACUUUUACAAGCAAGCAUGGAGCUAUGUAUCUCAAGUGUACCACAAGAGAGACUUGCUGCUUAGCAUUUUCACUUCUGCACAAAUCCAACUUCCAAGUAACGUUGACCAACUAAAUGACGAUCAGUUAGGCGGUGAGCUUUACAAACGCCUAAAGGGUUAUAGAUAUCUCAUUGUCUUGGAUGAUUUAUGGAAUAGCGAAGCUUGGGAUGACUUGAAAAGAUAUUUUCCGAAUGAUAAUAAUGGAAGUAGAAUAAUGUUCACCAGUCGAAAUGUAAAUGUGGCAGAGGCUUUGGAUGCUGAACCUUACAAUUUGCAUUUUCUAAAUGAUGAAGAAAGUUGGGAUCUACUGCAAAUUAGAGCAUUUCGGAAAGAAGGUUGUCCCACUGAUUUGAUUGAAAUUGGAAAGAUAAUCGCAAAAAAGUGUCGAGGAUUACCACUUGCAAUUGUUGUGUUAUCAGGACUGCUAGCAAAGAAAGACAAGACACAAGAUUGGUGGAGCUAUGUUGCUGAAAAUAUAAGUUCAUACAUUGUGAGUGACUUAGAGCAGUACAUGGAUACGUUAGCACUAAGUUACAAUAACUUGCCUCAUCACUUGCAACCAUGCUUCCUCUAUUUCGGAGCAUUCCCUGAAGACUAUGAAAUUCAUGUAAGGCAAUUGAUAUGGUUAUGGGUUGCAGAGGGAUUUAUACGACAAAAUGGACAAAAUGACCAGAAAAGCUUGGAGGAAUUGGCAGAGGAUUACUUGAUGGAUUUAAUUGACAGAAGUCUAGUAAUUGUUUCUAGAAAAAGGUCUAAUGGUGGGGUCAAAGCGUGUCGUGUCCAUGAUCUUUUGCGUGAUUUAUGCUUGAGAAAAGCUCAUGAAGAGAAUUUUCUUCGACAAAUUCCUUGGUACAAAGGGGUGGCGGCUUCUUCAAAUCCCGUUGCACAUCAGCAACGUCGCAUGUGCAUCCAUGAUAACCUUGUUGGUUAUACUUCUUCGAAGCAUUAUGAGUUACACAUCCGAUCUUUCUUGUCCUUUGGCCGCUCAUUAUAA